AGGAGGGACGGCGCCGCAUCGGAAACGCGCUGGCGACUACCGGUAUUGCUGGCUUGCAGGCCGUAUGGAGCGUCGGCCGGACGCCCGACAAAUGGGGCCAACUGGUGUUGACGAGUAACUGGGACUCGAGGGGGAACUGUGCCGACUUUAUUGGCGACACGCCAUUCACAAUCCCUCGCACCUGUCCCUGCGAAGAGCUCGCCAGGGCUGUGAGCACUGAGGAGCCUGCGCAUUGAAAGACGCCAUGUCGGCCGCCACAAGCGUGCCCGCGGCGCCCGAUCCAGCUCCCGCACCAGCUCCAGCACCGUCUGCGGAGGAGCUGCCGCCAGUGCCAGCGCCCGCCGAUCAGGACGCGAACCAAGAAGUGACGACCCUCGAGGCCGACACUGCGACGCCGUCCGACAGCGACGCAGAUUCCGCCUUUGACGGCGAGUCCAGCGCGAGCACGUCGCUGGCCUCGUCCAUCCUCAACUACGAGUACUCCAACGGCCGCCGGUACCAUGGCUAUCGCAGCGGCGCGUACGUCCUGCCCAACGACGAGGACGAGCAGGACCGCCUCGACCUGCUGCACCACAUCUUCCUGCUGCUGCUCGACGGGAAGCUAUUCGCGGCGCCCAUCGCGCCGGCGCGCGUACUUGACAUCGGCACCGGCACCGGCAUAUGGGCGUUGGAUUUUGGUGACGAGAACCCAGGCUCAGAGGUCCUCGGCACCGAUCUGUCGCCCAUCCAGCCCAGCUGGGUGCCGCCCAACGUAAAGUUCUACAUCGACGAUGCCGAGAGCGAAUGGGUGUACAGCCCGCACGAGCGCUUCGAUCUGAUCCAUGCGCGCGGGCUGUCGGGCGCCAUCAAUGACUGGGAGAAGCUGUGCAGGCAGUGCUAUGAGAACUUGCAACCCGGCGGGUGGCUAGAGUUCCAGGAGCCCAUGGCGUGGGUCGAGAGCGACGAUGGCACCAUAGAGCGUGCACACAAUCUGAGGGAUUGGCAGCAGCUCUGCAAUGAUGCAGCCGCCAAGUUUGGCAAGGUCAUAAAAGUCGGGCACACGCUCAAGGAGCGGUUGUUGGGCGCGGGUUUUGUCGACGUCCACGAGAAAAUAGUAAAGGUCCCCAUUGGGCCGUGGCCGAAGGAUCCAAAGAUGAAGGAGAUUGGCCGCUACCAGCGCGAGCACAUGGUGAUAGGCAUCGAACCGUACACAUUGGGCUUUCUCGGGAAAAUUUUGGGCUGGAGCGAAACAGAAUGCAAGAUCAUCAUUGCAAAGGUGCGCGAAGAAGUACGAGACAAAAACCUGCACAUGUAUAUCCGGUUCUACUUUGUGUACGGACGGAAGCCGGAGAGCGCAGUGCAUUGAAAAGACCCUAAAAGCCCGGAGGAGCCUCCGGAUAUUCUUCUUGUUCAUGAGUUUUCUACGAUUGUAUGAAAGGGAGGAUCAGUCAUUGCAUCUUAUACCCUAGCAACAAUGAUUGCCGCUGGAAGGCUGGCACCGUCUCAUUUAUUCAUCUACCAUAUCAGCGAAUGUAGCC
This is a messenger RNA of Paraphaeosphaeria sporulosa, 1517 nucleotides long. RefSeq names its product S-adenosyl-L-methionine-dependent methyltransferase. The record is from RefSeq and is a predicted model, not a curated record. Lineage: Eukaryota; Fungi; Ascomycota; Dothideomycetes; Pleosporales; Didymosphaeriaceae. The coding region runs from base 245 to 1345 and encodes 366 amino acids. Gene Ontology annotation, molecular function: methyltransferase activity. The transcript has 3 exons.